AUGGCCGAUUCCAAGACGAAAAGCGAUAAGAAACCGACCAAAGCCGAAACUAAAAAGGCACCGGCAGCCCCACGGAAAUUGACAACAGCAGCAGCAUUGCUGAAAUCCAUGACGGCACGAAAGGCGGCUCAGGCGGCUUUGAGAAAGGGGGCCGCACCAACGCUUCAUGUUACUUUUGACGAGGAAGGAAAUGAACAAAAAGUGGUGAAGGAGGAGAAAAAGUCCAAGGCCAACACAAAGAAAGCCAAGAGUUCGAAAAUACCAAAGGAGACCAAAAAAGCUACUGCAGAUACCGAGGAUGAAUCAAAGGGAAAGAAGCGAAAGUCAGCAGACACAUCAGAUAACAAGGAUAACAAGGAAGAUGAUGGAAAACAACCGAAAAAACGAAAACAGAAAGGUGUUAAGAAAGCAAAGCAGUCAAAAUCUGAAGUAGAGGAUUCAAAAGCAGAGUCCAAACGUUCAGAGGCCAUUGACUAUUUAAAACAAUUCCACAACGAUCGUACAGCAUGGAAAUUCCGCAAAAUUCAGCAAGUGUGGUUAUUACAGCAUAUGUAUAAUGAGGAACAGAUGACCGAUCAAGAAUUCGAUAUGUUACUAGAAUACCUGAAAGAUCUCCAAGGAUCAGCUCGCGCGAAAACACUCGAAGAAGCGCAAAAAGUGUUUCAGGAAGCGACCGGAACGAGUCAAAACCUGACGAGUUAUGCUCAAGUGGAUACGGUGAUGGAUGAUGACGAUGAUUUUGACGCCGAAAAGCUGUUGGCAAAAGCAAGCAUGGCCGCACCUGCAGCUUCCACUGCGGAGGCUGCAACCACGCAAGAGGACUGUAAAACGAAGCGUGCAAAAGCAAUUGUACGAAUUUUGGCAUAA
Messenger RNA from Radiomyces spectabilis, 867 nucleotides. RefSeq lists its product as uncharacterized. The record is from RefSeq and is a predicted model, not a curated record. Bases 1 to 867 code for a protein of 288 amino acids. The transcript is spliced from 4 exons. NCBI's taxonomy places the organism in Eukaryota, Fungi, Mucoromycota, Mucoromycetes, Mucorales, Radiomycetaceae.